This is a messenger RNA of Melitaea cinxia (Glanville fritillary), 1128 nucleotides long. Its product is annotated as phenoloxidase-activating factor 2-like. The record is from RefSeq and is a predicted model, not a curated record. The transcript has 9 exons. Gene Ontology annotation, molecular function: serine-type endopeptidase activity. Bases 1 to 1128 code for a protein of 375 amino acids. NCBI's taxonomy places the organism in Eukaryota, Metazoa, Arthropoda, Insecta, Lepidoptera, Nymphalidae. Gene Ontology annotation, biological process: proteolysis.
AUGUGGAUGCAGUUUUCGCUCAUAUCUUGUGGUCUGCUGUUGCUCAGUGCUGCUUCAGCUAAAGCCGCAGACAUAAACGACUAUAUAAUCUGCGAUCACGAAAGCGGUGAAGAAGCGAGAUGUGUCGAUAAAUCUCAUUGUAAACUGCCGGCGCGUCCUUUAGAUUUGGGAACUAUUAUAGAACCAGUAGAAGGCGGUUGCACAAUCAUUGAAAUAUGCUGCCCGGAGAGUCAAAUCAAUCUUAUACCGGAGUCAGUGUCUUUAGUAACGAAACCCGUUGGAUGCGGUUACAGCCAGUACAGCGCCUCGAAACCGAAAGACUUGGCGAGCGACUACAAUUAUGCGAGCUACGGAGAAUUCCCUUGGAUGGUCGCUUUGUUGAAUAAAACUAAACCUGACGCUAAAUUUCACGAGGCGUACAUCGGAGGGGGGACACUUAUAGAUGCUUCAGUGGUUUUGACAGUAGCUCACAAAGUCGAUGAAAUCUCAGCUUCCGAUUUGAAAAUUCGGGCCGGAGAGUGGGACACGACAACCGGAGACGAGAUCUACGGACAUCAAGAGAGAAACGUAAAGAAGAUCAUCAUACACGAAGAAUUCCAAAAAAUAAACGCCCACUAUGAUUUCGCACUGAUUAUCUUGGAAAAACCCUUCGAUCUUGAUAACGCCCUACACAUCGGAGUAGCGUGCCUGGAGAGGGACCUGCCAGCACCUGGCACCCAGUGCUACAGCAUGGGGUGGGGAGAAGACUUUAAGGAAAAACACAGGGGAGAAAAUAAAUACUCUAAUAUACUUAAAAAGCUGACACUGCCCCUUGUCGAUGGUAGAAUAUGUAGGAACCAAUACCGAAGCAGCGAGCUGGGUCCAACCUACAGCUUGCACAAGACCCUCACUUGCGCUGGAGGAGUACCGAACGUGGACACGUGUCUUGGAGACGGAGGUUCCUCCCUAGUUUGUCCUAUCCCUGAUAAGACAUACGUACGGUAUUCCGUUGUCGGCAUGGUGGUAUAUGGAUUGGGUUGUGGCAGAAAUCUUCCAGGAGUAUACGCAAAAAUACCAGAAGCAUAUGAUUGGGUGCAAAGUAAGAUGGUUUCAGAAGGAUUCACCAUUAUGGCCUUUAAAAUGAGCUAA